Lotus japonicus is the source of this 2786-nucleotide messenger RNA. RefSeq names its product ARM REPEAT PROTEIN INTERACTING WITH ABF2-like. The transcript is spliced from 19 exons. Gene Ontology annotation, molecular function: protein binding. The record is from RefSeq and is a predicted model, not a curated record. Bases 79 to 2193 code for a protein of 704 amino acids. Lineage: Eukaryota; Viridiplantae; Streptophyta; Magnoliopsida; Fabales; Fabaceae.
CUCGUAUUCAAACUCCAAAUCUGACCCUUCUUUCUCUCUCACCCCGGCCCCAUUCCUUCUCAUUCAAUUCAAGUGUGGAUGGAACUUGAGGGUCGGCAAGAUCAGUGCCUCCCGGAGGCGGAGAGGGAGAAGAAAGGCCAGAAGAGGAAGCUCGAACACCGUCAGAUCUACGUUUCUCCCACCCUAUUCUCCGACGUCUUGGAUCACGUUUCAAUUCUCCACUCCACUUUCUCCUCCAAUGAUUCCGAUCGAGCUGCUGCUAAGCGCGCCACUCACGCCCUCGCCGAUCUUGCUAAAAACGAGGAAGUUGUCAAUGUCAUCGUUGAAGGAGGCGCCGUUCCGGCUUUGGUUAAGCAUCUUCAACCGCCUCCUUUACCGGAAAAUGACCGCAUCAUCAUGCCGUUUCAACACGAGGUUGAGAAAGGGAGUGCGUUCGCACUCGGUCUUCUUGCCGUUAAGCCAGAACAUCAACAGCUCAUCGUUGACAAUGGUGCCUUGAAGCAUCUUGUUGAUCUUUUGGAGAGGCAUAAUGAUGGCUUAACGUCUCGGGCCAUUGCUAGUCUAAUUCGUAGGGCUGCAGAUGCCAUUACGAAUCUUGCUCAUGAGAACAGCAGUGUUAAAACCCGAGUCAGGAUGGAAGGUGGGAUUCCACCUCUUGUUCAUUUGCUUGAAUUUGCCGAUAUAAAGGUGCAAAGAGCAGCUGCUGGUGCAUUGAGAACUCUGGCCUUUAAAAAUGAUGAAAAUAAAAACCAAAUUGUUGAAUGCAAUGCGCUUCCGACUCUGAUUCUAAUGCUCCGUUCGGAAGAUGCUGCUAUUCAUUAUGAAGCGGUUGGUGUGAUUGGAAAUCUGGUCCACUCUUCCCCUAAUAUAAAAAAAGAAGUUCUUCUUGCUGGAGCCUUACAACCUGUUAUUGGAUUGCUUAGCUCCUGUUGCUCUGAAAGUCAGAGGGAAGCAGCCUUAUUACUUGGACAGUUUGCAGCAACUGAUUCAGACUGCAAGAUUCACAUUGUACAGAGAGGUGCUGUACGACCUUUGAUAGAGAUGCUUCAGUCCCCUGAUGUUCAGCUCAGAGAAAUGUCUGCCUUUGCAUUGGGAAGAUUGGCUCAGGACACACAUAACCAAGCUGGUAUUGCACACAGUGGUGGUUUAGUGCCAUUACUGAAGCUUCUUGACUCAAAAAAUGGGUCUCUGCAACAUAAUGCUGCUUUUGCUCUUUAUGGCCUUGCAGAUAAUGAGGAUAAUGUGUCCGAUUUUAUUAGGGUAGGUGGAAUUCAGAGAUUGCUGGAUGGAGAGUUUAUUGUUCAAGCAACUAAAGAUUGUGUUGCAAAGACAUUGAAAAGAUUAGAAGAGAAAAUUCAUGGCCGUGCACUGAACCAUUUAUUAUAUCUUAUGCGAGUUUCGGAAAAGGCUUUUCAAAGACGAGUUGCUUUGGCACUUGCUCAUCUUUGUUCUGCAAAUGAUCAGAGAAAAAUAUUUAUUGAUCACCACGGUUUGGAGUUACUUAUUGGGCUUCUUGGCUCAUCCAGCCCUAAGCCGAAACUUGAUGGGGCUGUGGCUUUAUGCAAGUUGGCCAACAAAGCUAUGACUUUGUCUCCCAUAGAUGCCGCCCCCCCUUCUCCAACACCCCAGGUCUAUUUGGGAGAGCAGUAUGUAAACAAUGCUACGUUGUCUGAUGUUACAUUUUUGGUCGAAGGCAAACGGUUUUAUGCUCACAGAAUUUGCCUUCUCGCAUCUUCAGAUGCAUUUCAUGCAAUGUUUGAUGGUGGUUAUAGGGAAAAGGAUGCACGGGACAUAGAGAUUCCAAAUAUUAGAUGGGAGGUUUUUGAGCUGAUGAUGAGAUUUAUAUAUACUGGAUCAGUUGAUGUCACCCUUGAUAUUGCCCAAGAUCUCCUCCGAGCAGCUGAUCAAUAUCUUUUAGAAGGGCUUAAGAGACUCUGCGAAUACACAAUUGGACAGGAUAUAUCGCUGGAGAAUGUGUCAAGUAUGUAUGAACUUUCUGAAGCUUUUCAUGCUAUAUCGUUGAGGAAAACAUGCAUCCUUUAUAUCUUGGAGCACUUUGAUAAAUUGAGUGCAAGGCCAGGACACUCUCAUCUGAUUCAGCUUAUAAUACCCGAGAUCCGCAAUUACUUUGUUAAAGCGCUUACAAAGGCCAAUCCCAACAUCCAGGCGCAGGAUCAGCCAUUUUAUUAUUGAAACCUAACCGAUCUCAAUGUACAUAAUGUGAUAGAUGUCCUUCCUUUAUUUUGAUCCUGAGAAGGAGGUCUCCUGGAUUGAAUACUGCAAAGCUGAAACUUGAAAGAAAUAACUAACACCAGGUCAUGUACGUUUUUCUGAUGCUGUACCCUUAUGGCUGCAACGUUAUUGUGAUUGAUGUAGCAUAUAUGACUUCACGAACAUUGUUUUUUCUCAUGCAAUAUUGUGAUGUUUAUGACUUGAUAGUUAGUGCUCUUUGUCAAUUGAUUUUGCCUAGUAUGAUUAUAGGUUACCCAAACACUUCAGGUACAUAUGGCAAUUCGAUAGUCCUCUGCAACAAAAUUGUGCUGAUGGGUGGGUAACUAGUUAUAAGCCCAAGUCAGCUGUAUGAUGGGCCAGCCCAAAUUGAGAGCAUAAGACCAGCACGUGAGUGGCCCAAGUCUGCUUUGUGGAGGAUUUAACAUAAUUCUGCAUGUAUUUUCUAAAGGUUCUUAUAGCAUGUGAUGUAAAAGAGUUAGUUAGAUAUUUGUCAAUGAUUGUUUGUAUGGAUUUAUACAAUUAAGUGAAAUGAAUGAAGGAUAUUUUUUGUAGCA